Molecule: messenger RNA, 1645 nt
Organism: Schistocerca americana (American grasshopper)
Lineage: Eukaryota; Metazoa; Arthropoda; Insecta; Orthoptera; Acrididae
Exons: 6
Coding region: 73-921 (282 amino acids)
Source: RefSeq, a predicted model, not a curated record
CCGCGCGCCUGUGCGGAUCUCGCACGCAAUGUUCUAGCCGCGUCCCGACUCCCGACACCUCACCUCCCACACAUGGCAGGCCCGCGCGUCGCCCGCUUCCUCGCCGCAGCCGCUGCCGUCGCCGCCCUCGUCGGGACGUGCGGCGCUGUGCAGCUGAUCGAGCUUCGAGUGCCCGCGCAGGUGGACGUGCGCGACAACGUGAGCAUGCUGUGCAACUACUCGACAGACGGCGCCCCGCUCUACUCCGUCAAGUGGUACAAGGACGAGUACGAGUUCUUCCGCUACAUGCCUGACGGCAACCCGUCACGCACACAGGCCUUCCCUGUGCCUGGAAUAACGCUGCUCAUGGAUGCUUGCAACGACACUACAGUGACGCUGACGAACCUCACGUUCAACACGACCGGCUCAUACAAGUGCGAGGUGUCCAAGGAGGGGCCUAGCUUUGACACUGUGUACGCCACUAGCAAUAUGACCGUCACAGGUAACCCGCGUGCAGAUCCCGUUCUGGACGGCAUUCGCGAGUCCUACUACCCAGGCGACCAGGUGGUCGCCACUUGCACUGCCGCACCUUCACACCCACCUGCCAACAUCCUCUGGUACAUCAACGGCAAGCUUGUGGAGGAGGGCGUGCAGGAGCUAGAGGCGGAGGUGGACAGCCGCGGCCUGGUGAGCAGCCGGCGGGAGAUCAAGCUGGACGCCGAGCAGCGGCUCUUCUCGAACGGGAAGCGGCUGCGCCUGCGCUGUGACGCCGUCGUGGGCGACGUGAAGCGGCAGGCGCAGCGGUGGGCGGCGCUGGGCGGCGUCGGCUCGCAGCGCCUGCAGCAGGGCCCGCGCAGCGCCGGUAACGCUUUCGCAGAGGCCAGAAGUGCACUGGUGUUUGCCCUCACAGUACUGAUUAUGACGUCCUCACACAGGCAUUAAAGUGACUCGCCAUGCUGAAGUUACAUUAAUGUGAAACAUUCCUGACUUCGUUGCAAUAUAUUUGAAAAGAGGUACGGAGCAACAAGAAGCACACAUUUUUUCAAACUAUUUAUUGAUGUUCGGUAGCAAUUAAAAUACUCUGGUAAUAUAUACAUAUAUAUGUAUUAACGUAUACAUAUGUAUAUAUUCCUAUAUACAUAUAUACAUACACACCUAAUAUAUUAAGUGAUAAUGGGAUGAAUAAUAGCGGCUUCAUCGGGGGUGUGACAGCGGUUGGGCCUUUUUCUAGGGUGGGGCGGGUUUGGGGUGGUGGAGAGUUUCACAAGCCAUAUAGCUUCGUAAGUAGUUUUCAGUGACGUGAAAAGUCUGGGCACAUGUCUACAGUUUUAAAAUGUACACACUUUACCAUGUGAACGUAAAAUGUAACCUAAAUUUUAAUGAUAUGAAGAAAUCUAAUUGUUAUAUUGUUGUUGUUUAAAGUAAAAUAUGUUUGUGGUGUAAUUUACAUGUACGACAUAAAAAAGAUAUAUUGUGUAUCAGUGCAAUUGACAUAUCAUAUAUAUAAUAUUAAUCGAUGAAAUGAGCGACAUAAUUUCUAUGAUAUAUAAUAAUAUACGUGUAAGACUUAGUGCUGUCUGUACCUAGAAUCCUUACUAUGUUCACUCUUUAAAUCCAAAAUUGUUCUGGUGGAAAAUAAAUCGUAUUGCAAAUACUGUUCCAAAUA